Messenger RNA from Ooceraea biroi (clonal raider ant), 6414 nucleotides. It is a transcript of the gene flfl, whose product is annotated as serine/threonine-protein phosphatase 4 regulatory subunit 3 flfl. Gene Ontology annotation, molecular function: protein phosphatase activator activity. Lineage: Eukaryota; Metazoa; Arthropoda; Insecta; Hymenoptera; Formicidae. Gene Ontology annotation, biological process: DNA damage response; protein dephosphorylation. Gene Ontology annotation, cellular component: protein phosphatase 4 complex; nucleoplasm. The record is from RefSeq and is a predicted model, not a curated record.
CGGUGUCUAUGUCAAUUUUAGAGUGAUAUAGCUUAAAGAGAACCGAGCGGACAGCGAUGCGAGCCGACGACGAGCGUCACGAGUUAUUCGCGUAAGAUAAUCGCGUUCCUAUGAGCACCCGCAUCGCAGGUACAGCUUCUGCACACGGGUUUUUGUUCGCCGCCGUCGCGGGAAGAAUCGUACAUAGCAGCAGCAGUGCACACACACAACGCUCGCCGACGGAGAGUGUCGGCCCCCGGAGUGUAGCCGUGACGAUCGAGCCGGUCGAACCGACCGCUAGCGGUGCUGUGCCCGACUGGUGUAUCUCGGAACACGAUAAACGGAACACGUGAGAACGCGAGCACGUAGGCGCACAAACUUUUCCCGCGCGUGUUCCCAUCCCGGAGAAGAGAUCUGUGACAGGUCGUGACAGGAUCGGUCUGUGUGAGAACGAACGGUGCGCGGUUACUCGCAGUCAUAAACAAUCGCGGGCGCCGCGAGGUAGUCUGGGAAACGUUCGUCGUGAUCCAUCGCGUCCAUCGCUCGUGCUACGCACCGAACCUGCCGCGUCUCGGUGCAGGCACAUCCCCAUCGGCCCUGUAGCUGAUGAUAACUCGUACUUGAUACUCGUUACUCGUCGCGGAUUCCACCACGAGAAAUCGCCGGUACUCACGCAAACUGCGUGUACGAACUGCUUCCUUUGGUAAAGACAUUGAGAUACCAAGCGUUUUGUUUAUACGAAUGCAAUAACGGUAAUGCUUUGAUGGAUUGUACAUGCCCGUGCGGAGGUUUAAUGUAUCUAGUUUUCUGUUCAUUUAUUAAUCUGAUAAGUGUCUGAAGAUCCUCCCCCCUCUCUCGCAUAGAGAUAACUGCUGAGCAGUCAAAGAUCGAGCAAGUUCAGGAAGGCAUGCGGAAAAGUUGGUGAUACACGAGAGAGUGCACUAAUUUAUUUACAACAUGACGGAUACACGUAGAAGAGUGAAAUUGUAUGCUCUUAAUGCGGAUAGACAGUGGGAUGAUCGCGGUACAGGGCACGUUUCUUCUUCCUAUGUAGAUAGAUUAAAGGGGAUUUCCCUUUUGGUAAGAGCGGAGAGCGAUGGUUCUGUCUUAUUGGAGAGUAGAAUACAACCUGACACAGCAUAUCAGAAACAACAGGAUACUUUAAUAGUAUGGUCCGAAGGAGAUAAUUUCGACUUAGCCUUAAGUUUUCAAGAGAAGGCUGGCUGUGACGAAAUAUGGGAAAAGAUUUGCCAAGUUCAAGGCAAGGACCCAUCCGUGGAAAUUACACAAGACAUCGUAGAAGAGUCGGAAGAUGAGCGAUUCGAUGAUAUGUCAGAUGCGGCGCCGCCUAUUGAGUUGCCACCGUGCGAGCUCGGUCGAUUGGAAGAUAUUAACGAGCUCAUCGAGAAUUGUUUGACAUCCCCAAUGAGAAAAGAAAAAUUAGCAGUGGCAUUGGAGUCUGAGGGCUAUAUUAAAAAAUUGCUAAAUCUUUUUCGCACGUGUGAGGACUUGGAAAAUAUCGAGGGGUUGCAUCAUCUUUACGAUAUAUUCAAAAAUAUUUUCCUACUCAAUAAGAAUGCACUGUUCGAAGUUAUGUUCAGCGACGACACGAUUUUCGACGUUGUCGGAUGCUUGGAGUACGAGCCAACGUUAUCUCAGCCAAAGAGGCAUAGAGAGUACCUACGACAAUUAGCCAGAUUCAAGCAAGCAAUCCCUAUUACAAAUACCGAACUAUUAGCUAAAAUCCAUCAAACAUACAGAGUUCAAUACAUUCAGGACGUAGUGCUACCGACCCCGAGUGUAUUCGAGGAUAACAUGCUGAGUACACUGAGUAGUUUUAUAUUCUUCAAUAAAGUUGAGAUAGUGACUUUGAUACAAGACGAUGAGAAGUUUCUUACUGAACUUUUUCGUCAGCUAACGGACGAAGCUACCCUAGAUAGCAAAAGGCGCGACUUGGUUCUCUUUUUGAAAGAAUUUUGCAAUUUUUCGCAGAACCUUCAGCCGCAGGGAAAGGAGGCGUUUUAUAAAACGUUAACAGCACUUGGUAUACUUCCCGCUCUAGAAAUUACUCUGGCGAUGAGCGACGCGCAGACGAAAACGGCCAGUAUAGACAUACUGACUUACAUCGUGGAGUACUCGCCAAGUGUUGUACGAGAUUAUACAUUACAACAGAUAAAUAACACAGAACAGGACCAAAUGUUAGUGAACGUAAUAGUUGCUCAACUUGUUGGGGACAGCGAUCCCGAGUUGGGCGGAGCGGUGCAGUUGGCCGGCGUGCUACGUUUGCUCCUUGAUCCGGAAAACAUGUUGGCUUCUGUUAACAAAUCAGAAAAGACUGAUUUCUUAAAUUACUUCUACAAGAAUAGUAUUGGCACUCUGAUCGCGCCCCUCUUAGCCAACACGAUCGGCGAAAGGCCCGCGAGGGAGGAUUACAGAACAGUACAAUUAUUGGGAUUGAUCCUAGAGCUGUUAUCAUUCUGCGUGGAGCACCACACGUAUCACAUUAAGAAUUGCAUACUAAACAAAGAUCUACUGAGAAGAAUAUUGGUAUUAAUGAAAUCGACCCAUACAUUUCUAGUACUAUGUGCAUUAAGGUUUAUGAGGAAGAUUAUAGCAUUGAAGGAUGAAUUUUAUAAUAGAUAUAUAAUUAAGGGUAACUUGUUUGCCCCUGUAUUCGAUGCAUUUGUAAGAAACAACGGCAGAUAUAACCUCUUAGACUCGGCUAUAUUGGAGAUGUUUGAAUUUAUUAAAUUGGAGGAUAUCAAAUCGCUAUGUUCACACGUUGUUGAAAAUUUCUCGAGAGAGUUGGAAGCAAUUGAUUAUGUACAAACGUUUAAGGCACUGAAGUUAAGGUACGAACAACACCAAGACAAGUUAAAAGAUCGUGAUAGAACUACAAUUGACAGUGUCCCAUCAAUUUUGCGGAAUAGUCGAUACCGAAGGGAUCAGAGGCAGCUAGAUGAAGAAGAGGAGCUCUGGUUUAACGAAGAGGAAGAGUUUGAUGAGGGUGAGGCGGUGGUACCCGCAAUAGCAGCAGAUCUUAUACCUCCAGUUUCUGCUAAGAAACAAUCGUCAUCUUCAAAUUUUGCACUUAAUCCCGCUCUUGCAGAUUCUAAAACUCAUCAGCAACAACAGCAACAGCAGUCUGUGUUAAACAACAAUACUUCUAAUAAUAACAUUACCUCGCAGCAACCGCAAAUCAAUAACAGUUCGUCGACGACCAAUGACUCAUCAAUUGCUUCGGACAUAAAUCCUACUCCGGCUAUUGGCACUGUGGAAAAAACGGGAACUGCAUUGUUUAAAAAGGGAUUGGUCGACUAUGAAGGAGAUUCGGAUGAGGAGGAUGAAGAUUCGGAGUUAAGUCCUUCUCCAAAGCGACAACGAUUGUCAUAGUAGGCAAACUUGGAAAGAACAAGACAUUUGUGAUUUUUAAUUGCUAUUAUCAUUUCAUGACCCUCCUACAUGUAAAAAAACAGAUCUACCCCAUUUUCUAUCUCAUUUUCAAGAAGCAUAGGUUGAGCUUACAUCUCUAAGGAAUGGACACAAUAAUAAGUGCUUUUAAAAAACGUGUGACGGGCACUCUCAUUCAUAGGUCUGCCUGUGUGUUGACUUGUGUAUAGUAUGCGAAGCUAAAUAAGGUACGAACGACAAUGAAGAAAAACUAUAUUAUAUCGAUUGAGUGUAUCGAUAAGGAAAGGAGAGUGGAACUUUUAAAAAUGAAACGCGCAAGUGGUAGUAUUGUGGCAUAAUAUGAUGUAGCAUGGUGUGUACUAUAUAAUGCGUAAAGAAAUAUUAAGCGAACCAUAGUCCAUUCCACGUACUUGGAAACAUCUUGUGCAUCUAGGGAAAGAUAAUCUCAUGGAUAAUUAUGGAUAUAGACUAAGGAAAUUUGGCCAGGAGUUUUAGCGACUUACAGAACACAGAAGAUCCGACAGUGUACGCUUAGAUGGAGGAUGCAGUGAUGAAAUGCGUCGUCACUUGAAAUUGUGCGGCAACUGUGAUCACACUCUGUCACACAGUUUAUUCGCCAGGUCCUUGGCUACGGGCUUGCAACGCACCGUAAAAUCAGAUUCAGAGAGAACAGGAAAGUACAUGACGUACUGCACAAAAACAACCGAACGCUUUGUUUUUGCCAUUCAUAAAUUCCUUAUCGUCUGCUGUGCGACAGGAAUCCUUCCUUGAGACGAUCAGGCACUAUGAAACUUUAUCCAGUUCGACGGAAAUAGUAUUUAGUUUGUAUAUAUAUAUAUGUAUAUUUGUAACGAUUGUAAAACGCAGCCACAUUUCUUGGAUUAAGCAGAAACACGCAAGUUAAGUUCUCUCAAUUAAGAAUUCGGUCCCCUUUGGAGUACUUUCAACAAGCUUUUCGGUUGUCAAUGUAAGUAGUAGUAAUUGUACAAUAAAUAUUUGAUUUAUGUAUAUUUACCAGUCUGCACUUCAUGCCCAGUGUGUUAAUCCUCGAUGUAUUAAGUACAACUUGAUUGUAUUGCAAUUCUUGAACAUAAACUUGAAACGUAUUGUCCGUAUUAAUUAUUUUUACAUGGGCAAAAUGGAGCCAAGAAGCGCUUUGUAUAAAAACUACACUCAAUAGUAUUAUACAUAAUUUAGCUUUGUUAUAAAUUAUUAAGACGUGUUUAUAAUGCAAUAUAUAAUAUUUGUUUAUAAUUUAUAUAUUAAAUAAAAGAAAAGUAUAUAUAACAUAAAGCCCUAGAAGAGAGAGAUGCAAUAUAAAAUACUGAGUUUUGCUUACUGUCGGAGUCAAUGAGAUAUACUUGGUACACUCGAGUGUAAUAUUUUCAAGUUAAAUGCAUACAAUCACGUUAUCGCUCCUUACGACAUAAUUGAGAGGUUUGUUUGUAGUGUCAUAUCAGAAGAACUGAUUUAUCUGUCUGAUUCAGCUCCACAAAAGAAAGUGUCUAUCCUAGGCCACUUGAGCGACCGAUAAAGCUGUAGAAGCUUUGGCAUGUAUCGCUUAUUCUUAUACCAUACGUCACGUCACGUCACGUUAACGACUUUCACUCUGCAGCAUCGAGUUCUCGAUCGAAUUAAUUUUUCAACAGAGAGUAUUAUAAGCUAAUGUACAGAUUAUCCGAUAAUACGCCUAAUGCCCGAAAGAAUUUCCAAGACUGCUUUAGAACUGUAAGUACAUGUAUGCUUGGAAUAACGCAAGUGCGAUACAUCUACACAUGUACACAUAUACAUAUAUAUUAACUAUACGAUACUGUGAAGGGGAUAAAAAGGUCAUGAAAUGAACAAAUUGUGAAUAUCGAAGUAGGCAAUUCGCUGGAGCUGAGUGAUACAUGUACAUAAAACAUAAUUCUGUAACUUGAACUGAUCACAAAAAGAGAUAUGUAACAAAGGCUAAUAUUAAGUUAAGUAAGAUGGUACUGAUUAAUGCUGAGAAUUGUUCUUUAUGUGUUUUACAUAAUUAUAUCUACAAUUUAUUCGAUAAUAAGAAACAAAUAUUAAGCCUAGAAUGCUAUUAAAUGCAAAGAAUGUAAGUAAAACAGUAAAAGAGCAAAUGUAUUAAUAUCUAAGUGAUAUUAGAGUUAAAGUGCGGUCACAUGCUACUUGAAUUGAGAAAUUCAAUGCAUACAUUUAAACAGAGUGUUCUAGACUAUGCUCUUUCCAUCAUUUCGUUAUUGAAAAUUAUACCUACAUCGUAUAGUUACUACCUGCAAACUUUAGUAUCAUCAAUUUCUCUGUCAUGUAUUUAUUGGGAGGGAUUUGGUAUUUCACCAAAUUUCAAGCAACUGAAUAGAAUAAGCUCACGAAUUUAUCCAAAUUUAAAGAUAGACUAAAGAUAUUUGUAUUCAGUAUGAAGCAUUUAGUUGAUUAAAUUUGCGAACAAAUGUAAAAACAAUUAGAAAUGUAUACUUUUGUUGUCUAUUGGUUGCUCUUAAAAUGUUGACUUUUUAUCGUAUGCUUUUAUCAAAUUAGUAUUUGAAAUAUGAUGUAUUUCACAUUAUAAUGUACAGCAGUCUAAAACAUUCUGUCUCAAAACCGUCGCCGAGAUCGCGAGCAUACAUUUUUCAACCGUCACAUCGAUGUAAUAUUAAAGAAAGAAAAUUGACAUGCACACAUAUUGUACAAUACCAUGUGCUAACAAUAGUAUGCGUUUUAAUUAUAUAAUGACAGAAUAAGGAACUUUCUUUGAGAGUAUAUAUAUAUAUGUAUACACAGAUACACGUCACUCACAUACACAUACACAUAUUAUAUAUAAUACACACACACACACACACACACACGCACACGCGCGCGCACACACACACACACACACACACACACACACAUACCUUGCAUACAUAUAUAUAUGCACAGAAGAAGAGAACUUUUUAUAUGGAAAGCUAUUCGUGAAUUUUGUGAAGUAAGCGCAAGCAUAAGAUAUACAGUUUUGUGUAUUAUGAUAAUAAGUAAAUGAAUUGUAAUUAUAAA